Messenger RNA from Neofelis nebulosa (Clouded leopard), 3282 nucleotides. It is a transcript of the gene SOX30, whose product is annotated as SRY-box transcription factor 30. Gene Ontology annotation, cellular component: nucleus. Gene Ontology annotation, biological process: regulation of transcription by RNA polymerase II. Gene Ontology annotation, molecular function: sequence-specific double-stranded DNA binding; DNA-binding transcription factor activity, RNA polymerase II-specific. The transcript has 5 exons. Bases 297 to 2606 code for a protein of 769 amino acids. The record is from RefSeq and is a predicted model, not a curated record. NCBI's taxonomy places the organism in Eukaryota, Metazoa, Chordata, Mammalia, Carnivora, Felidae.
GCAGCACGUGCCACAGCCCCUGCCAUUGCGGGUGAUUCGAGGGCUCAGCACGAGGAGAGAGGGGUGGACGGGAGGGGCCGGAGAAUGCGCCUGUGAUUGGAAGGCCGGGCGUACCGGGACGCUUGUGAUUGGGCGAGGCCAAGACGGAGGGCCGCGUUUUGAACCGCGUAGGGUUCUGGGUAGUAAGUGCUUUGGAAGGGUCUUAACCGAAAGGGGAAAGGGGAAGGUCGCCAACAAACGGCUGAGCUCACAAUCCGGGUUGGGACCAGGCCCUGGCGUCGUCCCCCCCUCCCCCCAUGGAGAGAGCCAGGCCAGAGCCGCCGCUUCAGUUGCGCCAACUGCCGCGGGCGACCCCGCCGCGCCCGCUCCGUCCUGCUCCGCCUCAGCUGCCUGUGGAGGGCACCUCUUUUAGGGCUGCAGGCGCGGAUCUCCCUGCGUCGCCGCCCACCCCAUGCGCGGCCGCCAUUACGACCGUGGCCUCGUCGUGUGGGGAACCCCAGGCGUCGAGUGUACAGCCCGCGGCACGGCGACUGCUGCAGGUCAAGUCGGAACAGGUGUUGCUGCUGCCACCAGGGCCACCACUGCCUCAGGCCCUGGAAGAAGGCGUCGUUGCUUCACCCUCGCCAGCGAGGCUGCUGCAGCUGAGGCCCGAGCUACUGCUGCUGCCACCGCCGCCGCCCGCGUCCGACGGCGCCCUCUGCAGACCCGAGCUGCACCCGGUGCAGCCCCGGGCGCUGCACGUCAAGGCCGAGAAGCAGGAGCCAGGGCCGGGCUUGGAUCCAUCGGCGGCGGGGACUCGAAGGCCUGUGGAGGCCGGCCAUAGGGCCUCCAGGGAGGCCAAGGUGGAAGGCCCCAGGCCAAUCCUCGACUGCCGCCGAGGGGGCGAGAAGAAGGGCAGAUUGGAAGCGGAGGAGGUCAUGAGGGAUGCAGCGAAAGGCGGGGAGGGUAAAAACCUGGUGGCCAUCAGAAAAGGCAUCAUCAAAACGGAGGAACCCGAGAGACUCCACGAGGACUGCAGGCUGGGCACUGAGCCCGCAUCCAAUGGCCUGAUCCAUGGCAGCAAGGAGGUCAUCCUGGGCCAGCCAUCCAGUGCCUUUGGGCCACAUCAGCAAGACCUCAGGAUCCCUUUGACUCUACACACAGUCCCCCCUGGGGCCCGGAUCCAGUUUCAGGGACCUCCACCUUCAGAGUUGAUACGGUUGACCAAGGUCCCCUUGACACCGGUGCCUAUUAAAAUGCAAUCUUUACUGGAGCCUUCUGUAAAAAUUGAAACUAAAGAUGUCCCGCUCACCGUGCUUCCCUCAGAUGCAGGAAUACCAGAUACUCCCUUCAGUAAGGACAGAAAUGGUCAUGUGAAGCGACCCAUGAAUGCAUUUAUGGUUUGGGCAAGGAUUCACCGGCCAGCACUAGCCAAAGCUAACCCAGCAGCCAACAACGCAGAAAUCAGUGUCCAGCUUGGGUUAGAAUGGAACAAACUUAGCGAAGAACAAAAGAAACCCUAUUAUGAUGAAGCACAAAAGAUUAAAGAAAAACACAGAGAGGAAUUUCCUGGUUGGGUUUAUCAACCUCGUCCAGGGAAGCGAAAACGCUUCCCUUUAAGUGUUUCCAAUGUAUUUUCUGGUACCACACAGAAUAUCAUGUCUACAAAUCCUACAACAAUAUAUCCUUAUCGCUCACCUACCUACUCUGUGGUAAUUCCCAGCCUACAGAAUACCAUCACUCAACCAGUUGGUGACGCCACACCUGCCAUCCAGCUGCCCACACCUGCAGUCCAGCACCCAAGCCCCAUCUCACUUUUCCAGCCAACCGUCUCCAGUACUGCCCAGGUGGCUGUCCAGGCUCCAAGUCUGCCCCUCCGACCGGCACUCCCACCCCAGCGCUUCGCUGGGCCCUCCCAGACAGACACUCAUCGGUUACAUUCUGGAGCCAAUCUCUCUGUGAAGAGACCCACUCCUGUCUCUCUGGAGAACACCAACAGGAUUCCAACAAGUGCAAGUACUGCCCAUGCCAGAUUUGCAACCUCAACCAUCCAGCCUCCCAAGGAGUAUCCCAGCGUUUCCACUUGUCCCAGAAGUGCUCCAAUCCCUCAGGCUCCUCCUAUUCCACACUCACAUGUCUACCAGGCUUCUCCCCUUGGCCAUCCAGCCACAUUGUUUGGGACACCACCGCGAUUCUCUUUUCAUCACCCUUACUUCCUACCUGGACCUCACUACUUCCCAUCAAGCACGUGCCCUUAUAGUCGGCCUCCCUUUGGCUAUGGAAAUUUUCCAAGUUCAAUGCCAGAAUGCCUUGGUUAUUAUGAAGACAGGUACCAAAAACAUGAGGCUAUGUUUUCAGCUUUAAAUAGAGACUAUCCUUUUAGAGACUACCCAGAUGAACGUACACACAGCGAAGAUUCUCGGAGUUGUGAGAGCGUGGAUGGGACCUCUUACUAUAACAGUCAUAGCCACAGUGGGGAAGAAUACUUAAAUCCUAUGCCUCAGCUGGACAUUGGAGCCUUGGAGAACGUCUUCACAGCCCCAACGUCAACUCCCUCUAGCAUCCAGCAAGUCAAUGUCACUGACAGUGAUGAGGAGGAUGAAGAAAAAGUGCUCAGGAAUUUAUAAUUUUAAAACAAAUAUGCACAGAAAAUAAACAUUUCUUAAAAUAUACUCUGGGUCAGUUGGUGUGAGAAAAAAAGCCUAGAAAGCUUUCCUGAGAGUUUUCAGCCAUGAUAUGAGGGGUCAAAAUCAAACGUGAUGUAUGCCUUCAUAAAGAUUUGAUUAGUGAAACUGGAGUCCUGAUGUUUCAUCGUAGGAAUAUUUAAGAUAUAAAGUAGUUUAUUUUUGUGGCUGAAAUUUGCAUCAAUAUAUAUUAUCAUUACUUUAUCUUGGAAUGUGAAAAAUACUGAAUCCUCACAAUUAUAUUUGAAGGGAUAGGGAGUGUAUAGCUGGCAUAAGUGUGAUUUGUAUUUUAUCUCAACAUCCAUUUAUUUAUUUUUCUUAUAUGAUUUUUUGUUUGGUGUUUAUGUAACAUUUAUGGAUAUUGUCAGUUUUUAUGUAACAUUUUGAAAGUAUUUUGAUAACUUUUAGUAGUGAAUUUGGACUCAAUUGCUAAAUUUAAUUUAUGUGAAUAACCAAUUAUAAGUUGCAAAUAUGUUUUCAUGGCACUGGGUUAAGUCCUUCAGCUAAAUUAGUCAUUUCUGUUCCUAAACAUUUUCAUCAUCUUUUUUGGAUUUAUUUUUCUAUUUGGUAUGCAUUGUUCUACUUUUGUUAUAAUUAAAUAAACAUAGAUAAAAUUGUU